Trametes versicolor FP-101664 SS1 is the source of this 2324-nucleotide messenger RNA. RefSeq lists its product as uncharacterized. Bases 49 to 2217 code for a protein of 722 amino acids. NCBI's taxonomy places the organism in Eukaryota, Fungi, Basidiomycota, Agaricomycetes, Polyporales, Polyporaceae. The transcript is spliced from 10 exons. The record is from RefSeq and is a predicted model, not a curated record.
CGUUCUGCUCUCGCGUCCUAUCUCUUAUUUCUCUACCAUAUCAAGGCCAUGGCGGGAGGCCCAGGAGAAUACGAAGUUGAGACCAUUGUAAGGGCCAAAGUCGCGAAGAAGAAGGGGAGGAAGUCAUGGCUCUAUUGUGUCAAGUGGAAGGGCUACGGCACCGAAGACAACACGUGGGAACCGGUGGACUCUUUCGUAGGCGGGUCCGAGCACUUCAUAGAGUUCUUCUGGAACCGCGUGAACACGGAUGGACGCGACUACCAGAGCAUUCGCGAGUUCGCUGUCGAUGAGGAGUUCUUUCCGUCUGGGCCACCUCGCCGGAAGAAGGCGAAGAAGACGGAAGACCCCGAAGAUGUCAUUGAAAUUCCCUCUUCCCCCUCUCCAGCAGCGAACGCGGACUCUGAGAACGAAGUACGCUCUAUCAUCGACGAUGAUGAACCAGUCAUCACCACCACUACGCGCAACAAACGCCGCCGUUCCUCAGGCGCUGCAGACGCGGAGCCCUCACCCUCAAAGCGUCCGAAGCGAGGCCGCCCUCCGGGCAAACGUGCUUCAGAGGUGGAGGUUGAAGAGGCAUCUAAGACCCUCACUCGCAAACGCUCCGUCCCCGAGAUACCCAGGACAAACCGCGGACGUGCACCAGUAGCGGAGGCUUCGACGUCUUCCCCACAGAAGCCCUCUAUCCCGCGCACGCGGGGGCGAAAGGCCCCACCUGCCCCGCGCGCGUCUUCCUCCUCACCUGACGAGCUGUCAUUCCUACCAACGACCAACGGCAAAUCUCGAGCCUCGCCGGCGAAGAGAAAUACUGCGGCCGGUUCGCGUGUCGAAGCUGCUAUCGAUGUCGACGCUCCGCACGAGGGAUCAGCCUCCGAGGACGCAGCGGAGGCCUCCGCUAUGAUUGUAGACGACGAUGAAAGCGAGGCGUUAACUUUCGGCACGCCAAGUCUGCUCGCCCCAGAGCCCGGCCCUUCGACGGCUCUCCCAGCACACCGUUCGCGCGCCGCAAACCCUCGGGUGAAGGUCAUGGAUGACCACAAUCUCACGGAGUCUGGCGGUGCCCUUUCUGUCAAAGCUAGGUUCAUGAGGCGCACCGCGGGAGCGAGCACCGUCGAGAGCACCGCAAGUAGCCCUGCCCGCCCAGGGCGCGUUCCGAAGGGAAAGGCGGGUCCCGGCAGAUCCUCUAGCGGUCUCGUAGUAGGCGGAACUCGUCUAGUAGCGCAAAAGGGCAAGUUGACGUCCGUGAAAUCGGCUGCAGGUGCCGCCAAGUCCAGCGCGUCGCAACGAGUGUCUGCCGUCGAACAGAACGGAGACGACGGCCCGCUCUUUGAUUCAACCGACGCAGAAGAGGUCCCGGGAUUGGGCCAACUGGACGAUGCGCCGAAGCCGCCUCCUUCCGGCAAGGAACUACUGAAACAGGCUGGACUGGAUGCCACGGCUGCCAACGACUUGCCAGACUUCGAGGAAGAUGCCGAGGGUGAGGAUGACGUCGAAUUCAUCGAAAAUCCGUCGCAACCGCAAGGUCCUCUGUCGCCCAACGGCCAGGCAGCAGGCGAAGGGACCUCUGGAGUUGCCGCUCCAGAAGAAGCACCGAAACUUCCGGAGAAAGCACCUAUCGUGCUGGAAGCCCGGCCUCUUACGUUUGCGAGCCGUGUCACUUCCGCUUGGAGCCAGUCUACCAUCUUCGGCCCUCUCGCCCUUGGGCUGAGUCCCACCCGGAAGGCUGUCCAAGAGGAACAGAAUGGCUCAUCUUCACCCAAGAGAUACACGCUCAACCUGAACCUCGACUCCGCCGUCUCCCUACCCAUCACGCUCAAGGACACUCAUGCCGAUGUCACAUUCUUGGAGAAGAUCGAUACCAACGCACGAAACCCGACCGGGAAGUUCUACAAGGACGAGAACUCCAUCGCCCUGGUCAACACCCUCAAGCCGUGCAAAUCAUACGCCAGAGUCGCCCUCAGCGACGGCGCAACCGACGAGCAGAAGAAGCACUUCGAACGCUUCGUCUCUCGAAUGCUGGCUGGGGAGUUGUUCAUCCAGAUGAACCACUUCGAGCCGCUGGUGAUGUGCGCCUCCGAAAACUCCGUGCUCGGGCAGAAACUCGCUGUGCCCGCGCCUCUUCUUGGUCUCGCUGGAACGGUGCUCGUCGUCCACGUCAGCAUCGAGGACCAUUGUGCGUACGCGGACGCCGCCGAUCGGGCGGACGGUGCGCGGUGGUGAAGGACGGUGAAGCCCGGUCUGCGACGAUGUUCUAUGCUAUCUGCUAUUCUGCUGCUUUUGUCACUCCUCAUGUACCUUGUCAUACUACAGCGUGCUAAUAUCGAGAA